This is a messenger RNA of Pelobates cultripes (western spadefoot toad), 216 nucleotides long. The record is from the annotation of a GenBank genome assembly. NCBI's taxonomy places the organism in Eukaryota, Metazoa, Chordata, Amphibia, Anura, Pelobatidae.
AUGUCCAAAGUCCACACCAAACUUCUAUUCCGCACGAUAGUAUCAGCAUGCAACCUCAUAGCAAAACACUGGAAAUCUAGAGUAGCCCCCACAAAAACCAGACUGAUUACCCAAAUGCAAACAAACUGGGAAUACGAACAUAUGGCGGCCCAUCAGCUUGAAAAGAAAGGGGCAACUACAGAGGCAGGCCAUAUCUGGGAUAAAUACUGGAACACG